AGCAGUAGUCACACCGAACCCGCAGUCCAAGCGCAAGAGCACUUGUGCACUUGCUUCUUGAACAUGCCCACAAGAAGUGCAACCGUGCAAGGAGAUCUCCAUUAUACCCUCCCAUACUGGCCACUGCCACUAGCCUCAAGAGUGCAAGGAGAAUAUAUACUCCUCCUCCAUUGCUCCUCACUUCCCGUGCAGUAGACCACUUGCUGUGACAGGGUUAGCCAUGGCCGCAAGGAGGGCCGCUUCCUCCUUCCUCUCGCGCCGCGGCCUCCUCGCGAAGCCUCCCGCCGACUCUCUUCUCGGAGCAGACAAUGCACGGCGCUUGUUGCCCGGGGCCGUUUACAGGUUCAGCACCGCACCGGCCGCCGCCGACGACGAGCAGCCGAUCAAACCACCCGUGGAGGUCAAGUACACGCAGCUCCUCAUCAACGGCAACUUCGUCGAUGCAGCAUCUGGAAGGACGUUCCCGACGGUGGACCCCCGCACCGGCGAGGUCAUCGCGCGCGUGGCCGAGGGCGACACCGAGGACAUCGACCACGCCGUCGCCGCCGCCCGCAGGGCCUUCGACGAGGGCCCCUGGCCGAGGAUGACCGCCUACGACCGGUGCCGGGUGCUGCUGCGGUUCGCGGACCUGAUGGAGCGGCACAACGACGAGAUCGCGGCGCUGGAGUCGUGGGACGGCGGAAAGCCGCUGGAGCAGUCCGCCGGCGGGGAGGUGCCCAUGGCGGCGCGCUGCAUGCGGUACUACGCCGGGUGGGCGGACAAGAUCCACGGCAUGGUGGUGCCGGCCGACGGCCCGCACCACGUCCAGGUGCUGCGCGAGCCCAUCGGCGUCGCCGGCCAGAUCAUCCCCUGGAACUUCCCGCUGCUCAUGUUCGCCUGGAAGGUCGGCCCGGCGCUCGCCUGCGGCAACGCCGUCGUGCUCAAGACCGCCGAGCAGACGCCGCUCUCCGCGCUCUACGUCGCCAGCCUCCUCCACGAGGCCGGCCUCCCGGACGGCGUCCUCAACGUCGUCCCCGGCUUCGGCCCCACGGCCGGCGCCGCGCUGUGUAGCCACAUGGGCGUCGACAAGCUGGCGUUCACCGGAUCGACUGGCACGGGCAAGAUUAUUCUGGAGCUGGCGGCGAGUAGCAACCUGAAGCCGGUGACGCUGGAGCUCGGCGGCAAGUCUCCGUUCAUCGUCAUGGACGACGCCGAUGUCGACCAGGCCGUCGAGCUCGCGCACCGCGCGCUCUUCUUUAACCAGGGGCAAUGCUGCUGCGCUGGGUCUCGGACGUUCGUGCACGAGAGCGUGUACGACGAGUUCGUGGAGAAGUCCAAGGCUCGCGCUCAGAGGCGCGUGGUCGGCGACCCCUUCAAGAAAGGUGUCGAGCAGGGACCUCAGAUCGAUGGCCAGCAGUUCAAGAAGAUUCUGGGCUACGUCAAGUCGGGCGUCGACAGCGGCGCCACCCUCGUCACCGGCGGCGACAGGGUAGGCAGCAGGGGCUUCUACAUCCAGCCGACGGUCUUUGCAGACGUCGAGGACGAGAUGAAGAUCGCUCAGGAGGAGAUAUUCGGGCCCAUCCAGUCCAUCCUCAAGUUCAGGGAGGUGGGGGAGGUGGUGAGGAGGGCGAACGCGACGCACUACGGGCUGGCGGCGGGGGUGUUCACGAGGAGCCUGGACACGGCGAACGCGGUAGCGCGGGCGCUGAGGGCGGGGACGGUGUGGGUCAACUGCUACAACGUGUUCGACGCGGCCAUCCCCUUCGGCGGGUACAAGAUGAGCGGCGUGGGGCGGGAGAAGGGCGCCUACAGCCUCGGCAACUACCUCCAGACCAAGGCCGUCGUCGCGCCCCUCAGGGACCCGGCUUGGUUGUAGCGGCGAAACGUACCGUCGUCCUCCGGCAAUACCAUAGGAGGCGGGAAGGACACCGGCAACAAGGCCGGCGAACUCUUAACUUAACCCUGCCUUUGAAUAAACGGUGUCGUCAGCUUCUGGCU
This is a messenger RNA of Triticum dicoccoides, 1977 nucleotides long. RefSeq names its product aldehyde dehydrogenase family 2 member B7, mitochondrial-like. The record is from RefSeq and is a predicted model, not a curated record. Lineage: Eukaryota; Viridiplantae; Streptophyta; Magnoliopsida; Poales; Poaceae. Gene Ontology annotation, molecular function: oxidoreductase activity, acting on the aldehyde or oxo group of donors, NAD or NADP as acceptor. The transcript has 9 exons. The coding region runs from base 221 to 1855 and encodes 544 amino acids.